Messenger RNA from Drosophila grimshawi, 3804 nucleotides. It is a transcript of the gene babo, whose product is annotated as TGF-beta receptor type-1. Lineage: Eukaryota; Metazoa; Arthropoda; Insecta; Diptera; Drosophilidae. Gene Ontology annotation, cellular component: plasma membrane; activin receptor complex. The coding region runs from base 673 to 2763 and encodes 696 amino acids. Gene Ontology annotation, molecular function: activin receptor activity, type I; activin binding; ATP binding. Gene Ontology annotation, biological process: protein phosphorylation; nervous system development; activin receptor signaling pathway. The record is from RefSeq and is a predicted model, not a curated record. The transcript has 8 exons.
GUUUACAUCUUUCGCAAAGCAUUCGCACAGAGACAAGUUUUCCGUUGAUUUCGUUAAGCAAAAUUGCAUAUAUAACAAGUAAAUAACAAAAAUUAAAGCAAACACAAACGUGCAUCGUAAAAUACAAAGUGCUGGGCAUCAUUGUAAAUAAGUUGCAGUUGCAAAACAAGCCGCGCAAGUGCCAAACUCACGUGAUGAAAAUACGAUUGAAAACCUAUCCAUAAAAGUGGGAGGGGAAUGAAUUUUUCUAAUUGGAUUUUUGCAAGAAGGGAACGAAUUUUUCUGUUCAUUUCUAUGUGCAUUUCAUAAUAAUAAAAUAUGCUGCGUGCCAACUGCACACAAAAUGCCAAAUGGCCGCAAAUAGUGCCAAAACAGUGCACAACAACAAUAUUUAAUCGCGCUGCGGCAAGCGAGCAGAGCGCGAGGCCGACUCCGAGUCCUACACAAUAAAUGCGCAAUACAAAGCAAAUUAGUUGCCGCCGUCUGCAGUCGACGUCGACGUUGUCGUCGUUGUUGUUGCUGGCGUCCUUCCUUAAAUAGUUCUUGUUUGUCGUCGCCGUCGUCGUCGUCAACAAGGAGCACCAAUACAUAAGCAAAAGCUCCACACAGACUUUGAGCCAGCGCACUUCCGUGUGUGUGUGUGCCUGCGUGUGUGCUUAUGCGUGCGUAUGCAUGUGCGUAUGCGUAUGCGUGUGUGUGUUUCUGUGUAUGUGCGCGAAAAACAAAAGAAAAGCGAAAACAAUAACAAGAACAAAAGCAGCCCCAAAAACCAAAUUCAAAUUCAAAAUGUGGCCGCAAUUGCUUUGCAUCCUGGCGUUGCUCAAUUUCGGCUGCGCUUCGCCAAUUGAAAUUGUCAUAAAUACCACAAAUGAAGCUGCACCAAAAGCUGCACACAAAUUGCAGCAAGCCGCAACAACAACAGCAAAAACAAUAGCAGCAACAACAACAAAUGAAACAGCUGGCGAUUAUCUAACUAAAUCGUCGCCGCCAUACGCUGAUAACAGCAGCCAUGGCAACAACAAUACGACUAAUAAUAACAGCAACAACAACAGUAACAACAACAACAGCAGCAACAACAAUAACAGUGCUGUCAAUAUUCAAUUGUCCGCAACUGGCGCUGGCUCAUCUGCAGUAGGCGUCUCUGCUGCCGCCGCCGUCGCAGCUGCCACUCAGCUGCAAGUGUCGUUGCCCACUUACGCGCCACUGCAGAAUAAGAAGCACGAAAAAAAGAUCAAAUGCCAUUGCGAUAUCUGCAAGGAUUCGAAUCACAUAUGCGAGACGGAUGGCUAUUGUUUCACCUCUGUGGAGAAGGACACCGACAACAAGAUAAUCUUCAGUUUCCGCUGCCUCAACAUGUCGCAGAGCUUCCCGCCGGGCCGCUUCAUUUGGUGCAACGAGGGUCGCCAUGGUGGGCCAACAGCCCGUCCAGCCGCCCGUCGCGGCGGGCAUGCGUGUUGCAACGAUCGUGACUAUUGCAAUCGUCAGCUGCGACCCGUUAUCAAGUACUAUGCCCUCAACACGGCUGGCCAAGAGUCCUCGUCCUCGUCAUCAUCCUUGUCGUCGUCGUCCUCGCCCGCGGUUAUCUACGAAGAUUUCCUGCCCAAUAAGACGCUAAGUAGCUGGGAACUGGUCGCCUUCAUUGUGGGCUCCACGCUAAUCAUCUGUGUGUCGGGUACGGUGGCCUGGUAUUAUUGUCAGCGCCGCAAGCGUUUGGCUAAUGGUCGACCCUUUGCCAAGGAGGACUCUGUCUACGAUCCCAUCCUGAAUGGCAACACGACGCUGCAUGACAUCAUUGAAAUGACCACAUCCGGCUCUGGAUCAGCUGGUCUGCCACUGUUAGUGCAACGUUCGAUUGCACGCCAAGUGCAGCUGUGCCACGUAAUUGGCAAGGGACGCUUUGGUGAGGUGUGGCGCGGUCGCUGGCGUGGCGAGAAUGUGGCCGUCAAGAUCUUUUCGAGCCGGGAGGAGUGCUCCUGGUUUCGCGAGGCCGAAAUCUACCAGACAGUCAUGUUGCGUCACGAGAACAUAUUGGGCUUUAUAGCGGCCGACAACAAGGAUAAUGGCACCUGGACGCAGCUGUGGCUCGUCACUGACUACCACGAGAACGGAUCGUUGUUUGACUAUUUGACCACGCACACUGUGGACACGAACACAAUGCUAAAUAUGGCGCUGAGCAUUGCCACUGGAUUGGCGCAUCUGCAUAUGGACAUUGUUGGCACACGCGGCAAGCCCGCGAUUGCACAUCGCGAUCUCAAGUCAAAGAACAUACUGGUCAAGUCGAAUUUGAGCUGUGCCAUUGGCGAUCUGGGUCUGGCGGUGCGGCAUGUGGAGAAGGAUGACUCCGUGGACAUACCGUCCACACAUCGCGUGGGCACCAAACGCUAUAUGGCGCCCGAGGUGCUCGACGAGAGCAUGAAUGCCCAGCACUUUGAUUCGUACAAGCGGGCGGAUGUGUAUGCCUUCGGCUUGAUACUCUGGGAGAUAGCACGUCGCUGCAACAUGGGCAUGAUCUUUGAGGAAUAUCAAUUGCCCUACUGGGAUGCUGUGCAGCCCGAUCCCAGCAUUGAGGAGAUGAAAAAGGUGGUGUGCAUUGAGAAGAGCCGGCCGAACAUACCAAAUCGCUGGCACGCCUCCGAUGUGCUGCACAACAUGUCCAAGGUGAUGAAGGAGUGCUGGUAUCCAAAUCCAGUGGCGCGCCUCACCGCGCUGCGCAUCAAAAAGACGCUAGCCAGCAUACGUGUCGAGGAUAAGGUCAAGAACUGAUUGUGGCUCUAGUGCGUGGCCCCAAAAUUGGAGUGCGUGUGUGUGUGUGUGUGUGCGUCGCACCUAUGUAACCUGUAACCUGUAACCUGGCCCCGUGUUACCUUCAAGCAAGCGACAAAGCAGCAAAAACAAAAAUUCAAAACUAAGCUAAAUCCAAUUAACAAAAAAACAAACAAACAAAUACUUUGUAUAUAUAUACUUAGGCCAAACACAUACCAAACGCCUCACAGCUUGUCCGCCCCCUCGUUGCCUCAGCUCCCCGCCCCAUACAUGCUUGAACUGUGCUCGUUUUUAAAUAUGUUUUGCCCCAAUAUAUGCUUUUGUACAUACAUCUUUCGUUGACACAUUCGGCUGAGAUUCGUAAGGCGUUAAGCAUUGCGGCGCGCCACAAAAUCGAUGCACUGCCAAAUUGUGCUAAAAAAAAACCCAAAAAAAAAAGAAAACUAAAAUAAAACUUAAUCUAAUAAGGGCCUAAACACAUAAUACAAAACAUACAUAGGUAUAUUUUUUAUAACCACUGUUCACAAAAAUAUUGAAAGUAAAACAAACUAUAAAUACAAACAGUUAAAAGACUUUGCCAAGACUGAGCAGCAGUGAGAACAGCAACACACAUUAACAAAAUACAAGAAAUAAAUAAGGAAUACCCAUAACAAGUUACAAAUUCCACAAGGCAGGCAACUUUAGGGCUGCGAUUAUAUCAAUUAUAAUCAUAUAUAUAUAUAUAUAUAUAUAGAUAUAUAUACCAUAGCAAUAUACAAAUUUAGAAAUUCGUUUAUUGACAAUGAAGAAAUGAAUUCAACAUUUUUUAGGCGUUUAUCGUUGACAAAAUAAACUCAGGAACUCACGAAUUACAACAAAACAAAUUUGAGAAGCAAAACGAAAAUAAGAAUUAAAUAAACAUAUAUAUAUAUAUAUAUAUACAUAUGGCGCGCCGCCUGCUGCAUGCCACGCCAAACCCCACGCCCCUGCCUACCCCCCGCCCCCUCACAACCCACUCCUAUGCUGUUGCUGCUGUGUGUGCGUCUCCUAAGCUAACUAUAC